This is a messenger RNA of Emericellopsis atlantica, 1403 nucleotides long. RefSeq names its product tryptophan synthase beta subunit-like PLP-dependent enzyme. Gene Ontology annotation, biological process: L-cysteine biosynthetic process. Gene Ontology annotation, cellular component: cytoplasm. The transcript has 3 exons. Bases 290 to 1234 code for a protein of 314 amino acids. The record is from RefSeq and is a predicted model, not a curated record. NCBI's taxonomy places the organism in Eukaryota, Fungi, Ascomycota, Sordariomycetes, Hypocreales, Bionectriaceae.
CCUAGGAACUACUGAGCCAGAAGUUCAGAACAGUCACCAAGACAUUUACUGCCGAUAGUAGAGCCAAAAGCAGUAACAAGUGGAUCGUCAAAAGGACUCAAGAACCGAUGAUGUCUUCGCAUAGCCAAUCUGGUUCAAGAGGCAUCCAAGAACGUGCCCGCCUAGUCAUUACAUACACGGUCGACGCAGAGCACAUAAAUAGAUCAUCGUGUCCUCGCGGAGACACAGACUCAAGCCUCUCCCGUCACCAACCUCCACCCUCCCUCAUCCUCCCCUCCUCUCACUCACCAUGACAAGCAACAUCCGCCCGGCCUGCCAUCACCCCCUCGAUGUCAUCGGCAACACCCCCCUCCUGCGCCUCGGCAAGGUCAUCCCCCCGGGCUGCGCCGACAUCUACAUCAAGCUCGAGUACAUGAACCCGACCGCCUCCUACAAGGACCGCCUCGCCCGCGCCAUCGUGGAGCAAGCCGAGCAAGACGGCCGUCUCACACCGGGCAUGAAAAUCGUCGAGGCCACGGGUGGCAGCACCGGCUCGUCGCUCGCCUAUGUAUGCGCCCUCAAGGGGUAUCCCUUUCGCGCCGUCUGCUCGCCCGUCUUUGCGCCUGAGAAGCUGCGCACCAUGGCCGCCCUGGGCGCUGAGCUCGAUCUCGUCGAGAGUCCGACGGGUAAGAUCACGCCGGACUUCUUCCGUUCCCUCGUCGACCGUGCCAGCGAGACGGCCGACAGGGAGGGAUGGCUGCUGGCGAACCAGUUUAAGAACAAAGAUGCCCUCGUCGGCUACCGCGCGCUCGGGGAGGAACUCGUCGCGCAGCUGCCGCAGGGGAUCGAUGCGUUCUGUGCGGCUGUGGGCGGCGCGGGUAUGGCCAUGGGUGUGGCGGCCGUGCUGAAGGAGAGGAAACGGGAUACCAAGGUUGUCGUGCUCGAGCCCGCGAGCUCACCUCUUCUGACAGAGGGGAAGACGGGCGUCCACAGCGUGGAUGGUGUCGGUACUGGUUUUAUUCCCCCGCUGCUGGACGAGGCGCUGUACGAUGAGGCGCGCGGCGUCUCAGAGGAGGAGGGGCGGGACAUGUGUCGCCGGCUGGCUGCGGAGGAGGGCGUCUUUGCCGGUGUGUCGACGGGCUUGAACGUCGUGGCGGCGAUCCAGCUGGCCAAGGAGCUCGGGCCGGGCAAGGUGGUUGUCACGGUGGCCUGCGACUCGGGGUUCAAGUAUCUCAACGGGCCGCUGUUUGCGUGAUGGUGAGAGUGUAUAUAAAUCGCUAUGCACGUCGUUAUAUCAUGUCAUUAUCCACAUAUCUCAUCAAGGCCCCCCCUACUCCUUGGGCAGAUCGACCGCCUGCGCGUACCGACUCCUCUUGGCCAGGGCAUCGCCGUAGCGAAUGAAGGCAAACGGGAUGAGCCCCAUG